GUUCUGUCAGUCCUUGGGCUCAGCUGGGGAGGGGGUAUGCAGGCAAGUGUCACCCAGGACCCAGCUAGAGGCAUCUAGAGCUGGUGCCCUUGAAGUGCUCUUCUGAAAAGAAAUUGCAGCUGGCACAUGGCAGCAAGAGCACACUGUGUCUCAGGAACUUGGGCAAGGGCUAGACCUAACUAUGCAACAAGCCACAAAGCAGAACUGCGGUGUCUGGAAAUGCCCCCAGGAGCAUCCAAGAUAGAAGAAGAAGGAAAGAGUGUCUUGAAUUUGGCCAACAGCCCAGUAGAUCGAAUGGGAAAGGGAGGUAGGCAAACAUAAAAUGCCAGAAAAGGAAUUUGGUGGGUCUGGUUUAAAAUUCCAGAACAUCUUUGGAUGACUGCAGAGUUUGUAUAAGCCUUUCUAAAUGUUUCCCUGAGUCCAAUAGCAGCUCUUCGCUCAUGUCCAUCAGCAUAAUGACUUGCCAUUCAGAUGCUUUCCUGAGUGACAUGGAGUCGAUUUUAGAAGAAGCACAAUUUGAAGAUGUUUUUUCCCCCAUCUCUCUCGAUAAUUUGGCAGUACUGGAAUUAAUUUCUUCCAAAUGCUGAAGUAUUUUGUCACCUAAUGCUCUCUGUGCUUUAGUGCCCUCAUGCACCGAGAGGGUAGUGUAAGACUUGGAAUCAAGAUAUUCUUUGGCAGGCACAUAUCUCCUCUUGUAGCAUGGCAGUACGUGUGUGUUUGCGUUGCCUUUGAAGUUUGGCUCUUAGGAGCUGAUUUCCUCCUGGUCUUUUUUGAAGUGAAAGCUAAGCGCUUGUUCAUGAGCAUUGGUUAUGGUGUUAAGUGAACUGCUUCCAAGGAUGCAUGGAGAUGCUAAAUCAGUAGUGCUACACAAACUAUUGCGGUGCUGAGCUGCCAGGGAUGAGGAAUUUUAUUCUAGUAAAGGAGGCUUGGAAGGAUGUUUCCUCUAGGAGGAAAAGUUAGGGGCUGCUGUCACCAAUGCCUAAGGCUGAAACCAACACAAUAGUAAAUAUGUAAACUAUGCUUGGAAACCACUGCUAUACAGUUACUUUUUGGGUAGAAUAUCUAUUUUUGGAGGCUACCAUAGAAAUAAAGGCCUUUGAAGGAAAGGGAGGAGAAAGGAAAAGCCUGUUCCAUACAGAAAUAGAGGAGGUUUCUUUAGCGCUGAACCUGCCCUGGGUAACCUGAUCUAACUUCAGAAUUAGCUCUGCUUUGAGCAGUGGUUGAACUAAAUAGCUCCAGAGAAUCUAUCCAAACUGAGCUAUUCUAUAACUCAACUUUUGUGCUAGGCCCUUAAUGCAGUAGUGAGGUAGGUCCCAGGAAGGGGCUGGGGAAGAGCAGUGAGAAGUCUGAUAUGGGGGUGUGAUUGAUAAGCCAUGGGGAGUGCUAAGGUAUGAAAACAAUUCUUCAGCUCAGAAAGGACAGAGGUCUUUCCUGUUAUGGAAAGACCAGUAUGGUGUGCUGUUUCUUCCCGGUCUAAAAUGCUAAAUAUGCAAGUAAAUCUGAACUAGAGGCAGAGCCUAAAAGACACAGGCCAUGGUGCCAUAGACCAAUAUGAGUCAGCAGGGAGCACUUCACCCUUGGAGUCAGUCUUGGCUGACGGCUGCAAGACCUGUAGGAACUUGGCAAAAGAGGGUCUUUUGCCCUCUGAAUUGGUGUUGGCUCCCAUGCUGAGAGCUGGCACAUGAGUCCUCUUUACCAUCCCUUCUUUUUCUUACUGUGCCAAUGCUGAGUUCAAUGCCUUAGUGUGGUAAAACUAGGUGAUGCAGGCAACUUGAUGGGAACAAAAUUCCUCUUCCCCACCUGACUGUGUUAACAUCUGUGUCCUGGUGGGACUCCUUCAUGUGUUUGAAACCCAAAGCUAGGGUGCUAAAUGCCUGGCAUUAAAAAUUCCCAAACGUAUUUCAGGGUGUAGUUGCUGGAGGCUUAUGGGAACUUCCAGCUGAGGUGACUGUACUUGGUUUAAUUCAGUCCUUCCUGAGUUACCCCAGAUGGCUUUCUUCUUUUUCUACCCUGAUUACUUAGCUAGGACUGCUGUGAAUUGGAGCUGCAGCAGUCUGUUCUGGAGGCAGGUGCUCUGUCUGGCCCCGCUCUCUUUCUGUGAGAGAGUAGCAUGCAGUAGGUAGGAGGGGAAGAAAAUGGAGGCUCCAAAGGGUGUGCCUGGCCUUAUGAGCUGUAGGAUGCUGCUACAGCACAGGGUAAGGGUCAGCACAGGCCUCUUAUAAUCUUUCUGAUAAAUGUAACCUCGAGGAUAAAAGCAGAGUGGUGGAGCCAUGCAGUAUCAGUGCUGAUGCACGCUGUGCAGAGCUUGGGAGAUUGGUGCUACUGUUCCAGUGCCCUCUGGUGGAAUUAUCUAACCAAUGCAACUCACACCAAAACCUCCACCCUCUGAGAAGGCUUUACUGCAUUCCUCUAAUGUGCAUGAAUAGGAUGUGGGAGGGAAACAGGUUGAGAUCAAGUAAGAGUAGCCCUAAGGUUGCAGCGUGGGUCUAGGUGACAUUGCCUGAUUGCAGCCUUGUUUCCUGGCUGAGUGGAUUUGCCUUUUUGUGCUUUUCUUUUCAUACCACCUCCACCACUGUCAAAAGAGAGGGAUGAGGUUACUUAUCUCAUGGGGCAGAGGUGCAGCCAAAGUAAAUUUAAGUCUGUUGAGUUCUGUACAAUCCUUAGACAGAUAUUGACAAUGAAAUAUGAAAGAUUGUCCCUGUGAGAAGGUGUUAUUAGCACUUCUGUGAGCUAUGUGGCAAUAGCUUGUUCACACAGAUGCUGUGUGCUCUCUCUAAGGCCACAGACUUCACACUCCUACCUUUGAAACAGGUCUUUUGGUCUGACAGCCCAGGACUUAGACUUGGCCUAGGUUUGGAGUCAGAUGUAGCACACCUAUGGCAAGCAACUACAGUAUCUGGCCUUGAGAUUUGUGGCUCAGACCCAAAAAAGGAAGGAGGUGAAGGUGUGAUGUUCCCCAUAAAGACAUAAAACAGCGGUGGGAUAAUGCAUAUGAUUGUCCUCUGUUGGCUUUGGUUGGAUGAUUGGUUAAUUAGGGGAGAUAAAUGAAUCAUCCCCUCCAGAAGUCCCUUCCCAUCUAACUCUUUCCAUCAUUCUAAGAAACAAGGUGUUUAGGUGUGUACAACAGAAUCAUCUGGCCUAACACUGUGUUAUUCCUAGCUCCUACACAUCCAUUGAUAAAAACAUCUGGUUUUAUUGACCUGCAAAAGCACAAACACUAAUCAAAUUCAAAAGCAUUGCUUUUAAGUUCAGGAAUAUCAUCUCAGUGUAGUUGCACAGUGCCACACAUUGUAUUUUCCUGUGUAAUGUGCUAUAGAUGACCCUGCCUGCACAGGGGGGUUGGACUAGAUGAUCUCCAGAGGUCCCUUCCAGCCUCAAGCAUUCUGUGAUUCUGUGUAUCUUGUGGAGAUGUAGUUCAGAGUUCAACUUUGACAGCAAACAACAACUCUAUUGAUGGCUGAGAGGGAAGAACUGAGCCAUCUCCUGAUGUCUGAGAGAGAUGUAGUGUAUUCUAAUAAAAUCAGCAGCUGAAUUUACAUCUAAAAUGUAUCAACAGUACUUGGAGAUCUAUUUCAGCAGCAAAAAAGCCUGUGAAUCUACAUGGUAAUUUCCUCCUCUGUCUGCUGAUUGUGGUUCCUCUUUUUAUACAGUGGUCAGUCUAAAACCUUGCCAGGAUGUAAGCUUUUUUUCCAUGAGACUGAGUCUGUUGUGACUUGGUUAUGGGCCAGGCAGAGUGAAAAUCUCAGUGAAAUCUCAGCAUGAACUUUCAGAGCAUAACUAGGUUUCGGCAACCAUGUAGCUGCACUUAUGUCGUGCAGGAGGGCAAACCUGAUGACAAAGGAAUGAGGCACAAGGAUGUUGGGAAGAAAAAGAGGCUGCAUGCAACCUUCCAAGGGGCCAGGCUCCUGUCCUGCAGCUGGUCUUGUUGCAUAAUAGACUAAGUCACUCUCUUUUGCACACAGUUUAAAAAACAAAACAAACCAAAAAAACUGAAGCCAGUACAAGAGACAUCAUGAUUUCAUAGUAACUGAUAGAGAGGGUAUUCCUUGGUAAAGACAUCCAGCUGUGUAUGCCCUAUUCUGUUUAGGGGCAGCCCUUCUCAAUACUCUGUGCGCAUAGAACAUGCAUCAGUCCAUUACAUCCCUCCCUUGCCCUUUACCUUCUGCCACACUGUACUCCUCUUUUCUCUGAUGCAUGUUCUUCCUUGCACAGUCCUGUCUGUCCUUCAGCUCUGUCCUGUGUGCUUUUCAUGUCAGCUCUCUGGAUGUCCAGCUAUCAUGUCAUCCUGGUCUACUUUAAAGAGCUUCCUAUCAGCCAAACUAACCAAGCUUCCUUCUUUCUUCAGGUAGAUUCCUAGGUCCUUCUGAUGCUUUAUCUCCAGAGUAUCCUGAUUCACUGCCAUUUCUUCUCAGCCACCAUUUCUCUUAAUAGCCUCCCUCAAAUGUAUGACACUGCUUUUGGGCAUCAUGUUUCCUUCUAGAAAGUAUACUAAACAGUAAUCUGGCCAAUUUUCCUCGAUGCAACAACAGAGGCCUUUACCAGGGAGCAGGAAAAGGGAAAUAAAUAACAGUGAUGCAGAAAAAAUAUAAACCAAUCCUUUUCAAAUUCAAGAAUGGAGCCUGACUCACUGAAGGAUGCAUCGCUCUGAAAUUCAACAGGCUGUAAAUUGGGCUUUCAUAGAGAUCUCUGUGUGUAAAGCUCUUCCCAAUAACCCCCCAAGCCAUAUUUUUAUUCUAUCUUUGCUUUUUUUUUUCCCCCUUCAACUCUUUCCUUCUCUAUUUCUCCCUAGAUAUGUCAAACUUCUGAUUUUUAUCUCUUCCUCUGCCUAAGGCUAGAACUCCCCAGCCUCACCUCCACAGGGAAAGUUACCUGUUUGAGAUUUCUGCUGGUGCUGGCUGCCAACAGGGGCUGAUUUCCCAGGAUGAGAUAAAGCAUGUGAUAUUUGAUAUAGCAAAUGCAGCUUAACCACAACAGACAAAUGAAGACAGAAUGCAUCUUGUAUUAAGCUGUGCAGAAGGUCAAAGUGGGUUAAAACCCAUAGCAGCUGCAAACCUAAAAGCAAUGAUAACACAGAAAGACAGACAUGGAGAUAAUUGAAGGAGAGAGAUUUAAAAAAAAAAAAAAGGGUAAAAAAGGGAGAGGCAAGAUCUCAAAAAGGAAACCUACCAGCUAGAAACUGACUAUGUGUUUUGGGGAAGGAGGAGUGCAACUUCCUUUUUAGUUACUGGGUUCUCAUUUUUAUUUUCUCUCUCAGAAAUUUCCAUAGUGCUGGGGCUGAUUUCCUGGGCUAAGAAACCCAAGAUCUUUUCAGACUGUGUCUGAGCUCCCAGCAAUUCUCAGAUUAUCUAUAGUAGUUCCAGCAUUCAGCAUAGCCUUUUUUGACAGGCAAAGGAUGAAAAGGAUGAAUGAGCAGAUGGGAAAGGCUUAGUGACUCACUGGUAUCUUCCUCUGAAAUCAGGGACCUGGAAGUCCAAGCUUUUAUGUAAUAAACCUAAGAACAGGGAUCAGUAACGGUGUGAUUGAAUGGCAUCAGAUAUCGUCUACGCUGAGGUGAAGUUCAAGAAUGAAUCACUGUCUGCAGAGGUCAAAGCACCUCCAGAGAAGAAGGAGCAUGAGCCUCAUACCCAGAAAUACCCACCAUGGCUCCCAUGGCUGAUCUCACUACUGCUCCUGCUGGUGUGCAUCACUCUCGUCAUUACUCUCCUUGUCACUAACUUCUCCCAUAGUCAUGAAGAGCCGAAGGCCCUGCAACAGAAUGCCACGGAGUUGCUCUGCAUCUCAGCGAUGCCACAAAGUAAAGGGCAAAGCUGGAUGUGCUGCCCAGUGGGUUGGAGACUCUUUCAAAAAGGCUGCUACUACAAAUCAACAGAUUCUAUGUCCUGGAACAACAGCAAGCAGAACUGCACUGGGAUGGGCUCCCACCUGGUGGUGAUUGAUACAGAAGCAGAGCAGGUUUUCCUCUCUGCAUGGCUAAAAGAAAAGAGUGAAUAUGAGAGAAAAGACAAUUACUACAUUGGUCUGAGUGCACAGAAGGUGGGCCAGUGGCACUGGGUGGACCAGACUCCCUUCAAUGUGACAGCAGUGUUCUGGAGGACUGGGGAGCCAAGUAAUGUGGAGAAGGAGAAGUGUGUUGUAAUCCACUGGAAGGAAAAAGAACACUGGAACUGGAAUGAUUUGCCAUCUGCAGGUCUCUUGUGUAACCAGGAUCAAAACAUGUUGCUCUGCAGGAUAGAGCAUUACACAACUACUGCAGUAUAAAUUGGAUCUACCCACUGAGACAAAGCCUUUCAGAGACAUCCUGGCUAUGUGGUGCGGCUGCUAUAGCAAAAGCUUUGGAAGAGACUGGACACAGGCAACAAGCUCAAGAGAUAUAAUUAUGAGCAUUUGUUACCAUGGGUGAAAGUCUUGAGUGGGAGAGUAACACAAGGUUGUGGCAGGAGUCUGUCCAGCCUACAGUUGGCCAAGUAUGAUGAAUUCUCCCCAGCAGCAAAAAACUGGGACCUUGAGUGCCAUCCCAAAAAAGAAGUCCACUUUCCAAUGCAAAACUGAUCCCAUACUGCGACGGAUGCAACAGAUCUCCUGGGAGACUAACAGCACAGCAAUCUCUAUAGCAGCAUACCUUCCCAGGCCUGAGCAUGCUGCAGAAGAGGCAGGAAGGGGCAGGGCUGUUGCUGUAUGUAAGGUUCUUUCCAGAAAUGCAUUGCGUAUUGAAUUGCCUUCACUUGCUCCUGAGUCUUGCUGCAGACUGUGUGCCUCUAUGAUUCCCAUCUUUUCUCCAGCCAUUUACAUUUUCUGGCCUCGGUGCUCACUCUUCUGUUUGCCUCAGUAUCAUCUACCCAAACUUUCCUGACCGAAUGGUGCCAGCUCCCUGCAGGACACUAGCGUGUGUGGCUCUGUCCUAUGAAAGGGAAUCCUUUCUUUGUGUCCCAAAGAAAGUGGAGAAUUUGUACUGGAGAAAAGGUAAUCAGGAGAUUUGGCUUCCUGAACCAAUCAGUGGGAGCGGUUCUGUGAAUGGCAGUGAAUGGUGGUAGGAGUUGCUGAGUCCUGUAACCUGAUAGUGGCAAGGUUGCUGCAACUCCAUGGGCUCACAUCGAGCCAGUAGUGAGGCUGAGAGGCUGAGCACGUAUUCCCAAUAGGCACAUAUGCCCACAUACACUCAAUACAUAUAUCCAGAGCCAGCUGCACAGAUCAACACAGGCAGAAAACACUCAUGCAAGCGCAGACAGCAUGAACAGGCUGAUCCUAUUCCCCUCUCUGGCUGAUGAGGAUGAAAGCCUGUUAGAUGAAAAUAUAUAUGUUUACACAUAUACAAAACAGGUCUCUCGAGCAGCUAGCCUUAGAUGUUCAGUCUAUUCAGUAGCUUGGCCCCUAGAUUCCCUGGUAUCCCCAGUUGCUGGCCCAUGGACCUAUGAGCUCCUGAGGCCCACAGCCCAACUCCUGUUGCUGGAACUCACAUGCAAACGCACGUGCACACACUUGCAUACACAUACACAGACCAUGGGGUCCCUCCAGCCACUGGCUUUAGACACUCAGUCUAUCUAGUAGUUGGCCCCUACAUCCCCUGUUCUUCCCUAUAUCUUGUUUCAUGCAUAGACACACAUGCAAAAAGGUCUCUCUGGUAGCUCGUCCAGACCUAUGGUCUUUCCAGAAGCUGAUCCCCGGUCUGUCUAGUAGCUGGCUUGGACCCCUGGGCCCUCUGUAAGCCGCUUCUCAGAUCCCCUAGCCUCUCCAAGGUCCAACCCAGACUUAUGGUCUGGGUCUGAUACCUAGCUCCCAAGUCUUUUAUCCUAUUUGCCAGUCUAUGUUGAUGCUGAUUAGUGAUUACACACAAGUGUUUAUGCACCCACACACAGUAUGCAUGCACCUGGCUCUCCAGUUGCUGGCGCGUCAGACUUACAGGGCCUCUUCAGUUGCUGGCACUUGGACCUCCAGAUACAUACAUGGAUACAAAGUAGAGAUGCCCUCCCCCAGGAAAAUAGUUAGAAAUAGAGUUUAAUAAGAAGAUAAGACAGACUGUAGUGAUCAGAUGCAGGACAUGGCCAGACUAGCAGCUUGCUUAUAUGACUGGCCUCUUUUGUCCCCUUUCUCUGUAGUUUCUCAUACUCUUUGUGAGGGAUUGCUCACUGCUUUGGGCCACAAGGCUAUACUGAGUUGUGUGCAGUUAUCUGCUGUCCUCCCUGCUGGAGCUGAGGACUGUUUCAUCCAGAUAGAGUCUCUCAUCAUACAAAAGGACAGCAUACAGAGGGGUUAGCAGGCUUUGGUUGCUUUUUUGCCAGAAAUAGAAUCUGUCCCUGGGUGUACAGCCCGGCUGGCUCUGGUCUCCAUUGUGAACCGUAGUGCCAAAAGUUGCUGCGCUAUUGGAGUUGACCCUGCCUCACAUCAGCCUCUCAGAGCCCAUUGGCUGGCCUCAAGGGCCAUCACAGCAACUUCUGCUCCUUUUCCAUUGGAGGUUUUUUGUGUCUCAGCCUUAUGACUUUAACAUGACACUCUAUUUCUUGUAUUUCUCCCAGCAUCCAAGACUCUGAAAUCCUGUGAUGGACAGAGACCUCUGUUCUUAUUGAUGAAUGUUUUCCCCACAACCCUCUUAGCUGUGGAGCAAGGGUGAGAGACUAUCAGCCCAAGAAGUCCAUAUGCAGCAGCAGUCCAUGGAAUCUCAGAGCUCUUUGUGUUUAGCACUAUCAGAGAAGUUAAGCCAGCCUCAUGAUUUCUGUAACGUGUUCAGUACACCUUUGUCCCACUGAGGUCUGAACUGGGGUCUUUGAUUUUGAGCUGGGCAUAACAUUUGCCUUUUCCAGAUAAAGAAAACUUUCCUCAGUCACCACAAUUUGUCAAAGAUGCCAGGGAAUGGCCUUUCAUUGAUAUUGGCCUUUCCCCUCAGCAUCUUCAGAUCUACUGUGCCCAGUCACUUGAACUGGUGUAUGUCCAGGUUAAUUACUUCGUCAGUAAUGUUUCCUCUUUAACGCUUUUUCCCCACACUCUGCCAAGUCAGAGAAAGCAUUGAGCACCUCUCUUUUUCUGUGUCAUUUGCCACUAGGUCACCUCCCCAUUCAGCAGUUGUCCCACAUUGUCUCUGGUCUUCCUUUUGCUGCUGAUGCACCUGUAGCAGCUGUUGUUCUGACCUUUCAUAGCCUGCAUCAAAUUUUAACUCUAGAUAAGCUUUCGCCUUCCUAAUUCUCUCCCUGAAUGCUCAGGUGACAUCCCUAUAUUCUUGCUCAGUAACCCAUUGCCACUUCCACCUCUUGCACACUCCCUUUUGUGUUUGAGCUCAGUCAAGUUCCCUGUGCACCAAGCUGGCCUCCUGCUAUGAUUGUCCCUUUCCUUGCACAUCAGAAUGGACCGUUCUUGUGCUUUGAGGAGGUUGUCCUUGAAGAUCCACCAGCUCUCCUGGUCCUCUUUUUGUCUUUUGGGGCCAUCUGCCAAGUGAUCCUGGAUACCAGUUCCCUCAGCAAGUCAACUCUACUCUCCUACUCUUUUCUGCCUCUUGCCUUCCUCACUUCCCUUGGGAUCUUCAGCUCCACCAAUCUCCAUGCACUUCACAUGCCUAACCAGUUCUAUAACUGGUUCCCUAACCAGUUAUUUGUGACUAGCACUUCCAGCAGGGCACCUCACUAGCUAGUUCAAUCAAUCAACAGUGUCAAAAACUGUCCCUGACACAGUCUCUAAAUAUCCCGGGUUGCUAGUGCCCUCCCUGUUUCCCUUCUAGCAGAAGCUGAGGUGGUUCAAGUACCCCAUGAAAACCAAGGCCUGCAAUCACAACGCUUCCUCCUGUUCCCUAACAGGGCUUUAUCUACUUGCUCCCUUGAUCAGAUGGUCUGUAGCAAAUACCUGCCAGUGAUUGACCAUUGUCAGCUUCUGCUGUUCCUGGCCUAUAAGCUCAUGACCAGGCUUACCCUUGGUCUUCAUUCAGACAGGAUUUAAAGGUAGUUGGUUGGAACAAGUUAACUGAUACACUGCAACACUUGCCUAACAUCACAGUGCUACCUUCUUUGGACACAUCGUUAGUGAUAAGAUCCACUGCCUGGACAAUAUCCUGCAGAGAACAAUCCAGAACUGCCUUUUAGGCUAUCACGGCUCUUCAGAUGAUAGGCCAUAUUCCCUCUCUUGUCUUCUUUUGCUUCUUCUUUCUUGCAUUUGCUCUGUGGUCUUCCUUCUCUCCAUAGUGCAAUGCUAGAAGUGCUGCCCAAUGGGCUGGAGACACUUUCAAAAAAGAUAUUACUACACAUUGGCUGAAGAAGUGUCCUGCAAUGAAAGCAAGGAGAACUACAAAGGGUUGGGCUCCCAGCUGGUAUGCCUGAUACAGAAGCAGAGGAAGUAAGUGCAGGGCUGAGCAAGGGGGCACAGCAGCCUUGAGACUCUGGUGCCAGGCCCCGGAGGGGACUUCAGAGCCCCUCCCUUCUCCUUCUUGCCUUUCCUAAAGAUUUGAUGUUUGAAAAAGGCUUCCAGGAGGAUUUGCCCCGUCACCUUCCAGGGAUCGAGGGGAGGCUGACUAGCCUAUAAUCCUUUGGAUCCUCCUUCUUGAGGAUAGGGGUGACAUCUGCUUCUGUCCAGCCCUCAGGAAAUGCCUCUAACUGCAACAGCCUUUCAAAGAUAAAGGGCAGCCUCAGAGUGACGUCUACCAGCUCCCUCAGCACUUAUACGUGCAUCCCCAUCAGGUCCCAUGGAUUUGUGUAUGUCCAGGUUGUUUACAUGUUCCCUAACCUGAUCCUCCUCUAUUGAGGAGAAGUCUUCCUUGCUUUGGACUUUCCCACUGGUCUCAGGACCCUGGGAUUCCUGAAGGCAAGUCUUACCAGUAAAGACCAAGGCAAAGAUGGCUUUGAGUAACUUGGCCUCUUUCUUGUCCUUUGUCACCAUUCUCCCUAGUAUUCUGUUUGCUGUUGAUAUACCUGUAGAAGCCUUUCUCACCAAAUUUUGCUCCAGAUGGGUUUUGGCUUUCCUCACACCAUUCCUGCACACUCAGACAGUGUCUUUAUAUUCCUGCCAGGUCACCUGUCCCUGCUUCCACCUCUUAUAUGCUUCCUUUUUUUAUACUUGAGUUUUGUCAGGAGCUCCUUGUUCAUCCAUGCAGGCCUCCUGCUGCUGUAGCCUGAUUUCCUGCUCAACGAGAUGGACCAUACUUGAGCUUGGAGGAGGUGAUCCUUGAAAAUCAACAAGCUCUCUUGGACCCUCUUCUCUCCAGGAUCAUUUCCCAUGGGAUUCUUCUAAGGAGAUCCCUGAACAGGGCCAAUUCUGCUCUCUUGAAAUCCAAGGUUGUGAUCCUGCUAUUUGCCUUGUUCCAUUCUAUCAGGAUCCUGAACUUCACCACCUCAUGGGCACUGCAGCCAGGGUUGCCCCUUGCUUUCACAUCCCUGACCAGUUCUUCCGUGUUUGUAAGUAUGAGGUCAAGCAGAGCACUUCCCCUUCUUAAUUCCUCUAGCACCUAUUUCAGGAAGUUAUCAUCAAUGAACUCCAGAAACCUGCUGGAUUCCUUGUCCUCUGCUGUCUUGUCCUUCCAGCAGAUACCGGACAGAUAUCCAACAGAUAUUGAUGAGACUGUAGUCCUGCACACAGACCUCUAGUUCUUCCUAUUCCCCAGACUGCGUAUGUUAGUGUACAGACACUUCAGAGGCAUUCACGUGCUGGUGUCCCAGAAAAAGCGUGAGUGUGUCCCCUGAAAGUUCUGUCCUCUCAGCACUUCCUUGUUUGUGUGCUUCCACAUCAACUGGGCCUUUUUCAGGCCUGUUUUGUUGAUUAGGAAGUCUCUUUUUCCCAUACCGUGCUGCACUCUUUGUUUCCCAACCUGCUCCAUCACUUCUUCACUUUGUCAUAGGUUGUCAUCUCCCUCCUCCAUCAUUUCUAAUUUAAAGGAAUGAUGAGGAACCUCACCAGGUCAGCCAGCCUUUUGGCAAAGAUGCUUUUGCUCCACUUGAUCAGAUGGAUCUUAAUCUCUUCCAAGCAGUCCUUAAUUUUCAAAGAGGGUUCUACGGUUGUAAAAAACUAAUUCCUGUUAUGAGCACCAGGUGUGAAACAAUUAUUGACCUGCAGGAGCCAUCCAUUUCUCCUCAAGCCCUUCCCCCCUCUCCAGAAGAAUCAAGGAGAACAAGUGCCACCAUGCCCUUGCCCCUAGAGCCAUGUGGUCAUAUUUGAUACACUCUGGGUCUCCCCUGGCUGUAUCAUCGGUGCCCACAUGGAACAACAGCAUAGGUAACAGUCUGAAGGCCAGACAAGCAUCAGCAGCCUCUCCACAGUAUCCCAGAUCUAAGCCCUUGGCAGGCAGCAAUCCUCCCUAGACAGCAGGUCAGGUCAGCAGAUGGGUGCCUCCAUCCCCUGCAGCAGGGAGUAACCCAUUACUGUCACAGCUUCCUCCUGCUGCUGCUGUGUGGCUCAGGCUCAGCUGGCUCAGAUAUUUCAAUGGACACCUCCCAGCCCCUCUUCUGGCACGAGGAUACUGAGCCUAUUCUGCAGCGGCAGGUCUGUAGAUGAGAGAGCACAUUCCUCCUGUUGCCAGAAGUCACGGGCUUCUAGUCUUUGCCAGCACAGGAGUCUCCUUUUCCCAACCCAAUAAGCAGACACAGACUGGCUUUCACUCCUUCAGCACAGUUAGGAGUUGAGGAUCCUGUUGGAUCUUCAGGGUCUCAGAGAAGGUCUGGACAUCUCCUUUUCAUCAUCCCUGUAACUGCACAGCCUGUUGACUUCCUGCUGCAGCUUCUUUGUGACACAAAUCCUCCACCACUGUACACCUCCUGCAGGCAGGGAGACCAUCUCCCACUCUCCUACCAAGAGGUCUGAAGCACUCCUGCAGCCAAAGACCUAGAGAGCUGCAUUCUCCCUCAGGAGUGCAGUUUGAGUGGAGUUGUUCCAGGGGGUAUUUGCUCCAGUAUCAUGCCCUGUGGCACAUCACCACCGUUGUUGAGCAUGUGUACAGAGUUUUUAAACCCUGUCUAUGCAUUCUUCUACACAAACUGCUGCACAAACCAUGGCAUCUAGAGGCUGUACCCUAGGACCCAUGCUCUAAGCCCAGAACUUUAUAUAGGCCUCGCCCCUGUACCUGCUGAAAGGGUGUUAGAUCCUCCUCAAUCAGGAGUCAGCUGGAACAAAAUCUCAAAGCACCCUUUAUGUCAAGAACAGUUGUCAGAGCUUGUUAGAAGUUGCUAGAGCCUGCUAGAAGUCAAAGCCUCCUGUAAAUAUCCUUUCCAACAGCAGGCACCCUGAAGUUCCUCAAAGAGUUCCCAGGAGACCUCUGACAAUCCUAGAAGUUCCUAGAAGGUCUAGAAAGUCUAGAAACAGAACCUGGAAACUGUGGCUCAAACUGCUGCAUCUGUUGGCUGCUUCUGUUAGCUUCACUCUCGUACAUACUCAAGCAGGAAGGCUUUCCAGGGCUCGGGACUGAGGAGCUGGUGUUCCGUCCCUGGAAGCACAAAGCAACCAGGUACCUUGGGAAGAACUUACUGUAGAAUUCGUUCUCUGUAUCUGAGGUAUCACAGCUGAUAGCACUUUCUCUGUGUUUUCUACCUCUCACUUUGUGAGUAUUUCUUUCUAGAGUGCUUGUCUUUAUUUGUCUGUUGUGGAUAGAUCUUUCCCUCCAAAUCAUUCUGAAUUCAAGGAAACUGGAAAGCAGGACUCUCCAGGGGCUUCCAGCAGAAGUAGCAGAAGCUGCCAGCAACCCCAAGAAUGUAUUAACUAGGGCCAAGAAGUUCAUUUCUGAACAUGAACACCUGCUGUUCUUUUUUGGUUGUUGGAUCCCUUCUGUGCAUUCGCUAUCCUGCUUCAAGUGGCUGACUGCUUGAUGGAGAGCCUCUAAAACCAGGUACCUUCAUUCCUCUCAACAUGUGGUUCUCUGUGUUCCUACCUUUUAAAUAAAAGCUGCAACUGAUUUUCUGUGUGGUUGGAUUUGGAAAAAAAGCUAGUGAAGUUUUCUCCUGAAGGUCCUGGCUUUCAGCUUCUCAGAUCAUGACUACCUCUCAGGGAAGUUGCAUUCUGUGGCUUCUCCUGCAACCUUGUGUCAUGCAAGACACUCUUGUAGCUGUAAUAUUUUCUUUUGUUCAUGUCGUAUUGAUCUUGUCUGUAACCAUGCUGUGCUUGUUGACUCUUGUCUGUAUUGUGAGGGUCUAUGAGAGUAGAUUCAAGGUUCGCUAGUGCCUCCAAGUAGUGCACUUGUUAUAAUAAAGUACCACUAUCUUCAGGGGUUCCAAGGACAGGGGCAGGAGUUCCUGGCAGUUCUACACUGCCAUGUGCCACCCUGCUGUCCCAGCACACUGCUCAGCCCCCAGGUAUUUGUAACAUGAAAUAACCAAUAUUCACUCGUGAAGCUCUUUGUGACUGGAGAAGGUAGAAGCAAGCUAGGAGGUCUUUAGAGACUUACAGAACUAUGGAAUGAUGUAUGGGAAAAUUGAGGUGAUUGAUACAUGCUGCCCUCAAGCGUGAUGCAGGUGUUUAUGGAGCAGAAAGGUGAAAUAAUUUCCUGCCCUUUCAGGAAUGUAAGAUAUUUACAAUGGUUCCAGAGCCUCCCACUGUGAUUGUAACCUUUCCCAGUGCUGGUCCCAGCAGCCUGGUACCAGGACCCCUAAUGAGGAGGUCCAUUUUGAGACUCUUAACCCCAGAGUAGGAGAGAGCUGCGGUUAGUCACUUGGAUGUUGUGAGGUGAAUUGUUUCCUCCCUGGAACUGGGGGUCUAUGAUGCUAGAAAGAAAGUUGUUUGCUGUCUCUCUAUGUUAGUUCCUGUACACACAUUGAUGUGAUUUCAUACAGGGGUGCCUGCACAGCCCCCUCAUCUUCGUCAAAUGACCUAGAUUAUAACAACUGAUAAAAUAGAAAUCUGAAGAUUAUAUUAUUAUAGAACAUAAACAGUUGUGCAAAUUGAGUGCCUGAAACUAUGAGAGGGUAUUAAUCCAAAACCUGCUAUUGUUGAAGAGGAAGAUGACCAUCAGCUGGAUUAACAGUAACCAGGGAAUUAGCAAAAGAUUUCUGAGACAAAAAAGAGUCAGUCUGAAAAAAUGUAGAAAAGAAGCAAGAAAUUUUUUAGUGUGAGAAGAGAAAUGAGUAGGAACAAACUAGCAGUCAAAACCUGGUUUGACAGUGCCAGAAGUUGCCCCACAACUUUGCAACCUCUGUCUAGAAUUGACAGUGCAUCCUCCUGGUUGGAUGCUGUGGGUAGGGGACUAACAGUAAGGGAUGUAACAGCUUUGGUGUGUAGGUUACCCUGUGCAUUCUCGCUGGCCUGUGGAUUGGCAGACUGUGGGAAGUGACAUGGGUACACACAAAGUUAAAGCACCUGCAGCUCCAAUAGGAAGCACAUAUAAUUAGGGGAACCCACACUCUGAGAAAAGAGAGAUGUUCUUGUAACUCUCACUUCCUGUGGGAAGUGGGGGCUGGGAGGGGGGUUGUGCAAGUAACCUUGGGAAUGUGUGUGUGGGGGGAAAUUAGAACUUUUGGUGAUUAGUUACAGAAACAUGUUUAGAAAUUUGUAGGUGUUUAUUAAUAUUUUGUAUCUAGUCUUGUAGUUUAUCCAUUAUAUUGCUGAUACUGAUCCUGAGUAUAUAGAUAACUCUUUGCCAGUUAAUGACAUGUCAAUAAUAUAUCAAUAAACUGCUUUGAUCCUGAUUCAAUUUAAACCACA
Molecule: messenger RNA, 15591 nt
Organism: Struthio camelus australis
Lineage: Eukaryota; Metazoa; Chordata; Aves; Struthioniformes; Struthionidae
Product: C-type lectin domain family 4 member D
Source: RefSeq, a predicted model, not a curated record